UUUCACACGGGACCCACGCUUUAGGCAGGUAAAGGGCCAAGCGCAGUGCCAACACGGAAAACCUCCAAAUGCUACCUUGCCUAGGCCCGUGCAACGCUAUUAUAACCAAUCCGCGACGCCGCAUAUUGCGUGCUCGAAGGCACCAUGGCGAUAGAGAUCCUCAAGCUUCGCGCGUCAGCGAGGAAGCUUCCUGGCUUCUCUUUGCUGUCGCAGCCCUUCUCUCCUCCAUAGCACCUGCGGCAUCUAUCGAACAUGGCAGACACCGAGAAGGGACCGUACUACGAAGGCGCGCAUCCAGCGCCCGAGUAUGAUGGCUACCACCACGAGCAUGAGCACAUCGUUGCUGAAGAUAAGCUGCGCCGCGCGCUUUCGCCCCGACAAGUCCAAAUGAUUGCAAUCGGAGGCACAAUUGGGACAGGCUUGUUUUUGGGAACUGGAAAAUCUCUUGCGACUGGUGGACCCGCCGCGCUGGUGUUGUGCUAUGCAAUUGUCGGCGGAAUUGUCUUUGUGACGAUGAUGUGCCUGGGAGAGAUGGCAGCCUUCGUCCCUGUUGCCGGUAGCUUCUGUACCUUUGCUGGUCGCUACGUCGACGACGCUUUCGGUUUCGCUCUAACCUGGAACUACUGGUUCAACGACGUGGUAUCAACAGCCGCAGAUCUCGUCGCGCUUCAGCUCUUGAUGAACUACUGGACGGAGACUUUCCCCUGGUACGCGUUGGGACUCAUCGUUUGGGUUAUCAUUGUCGCAGCCAACAUCAUUAACGUGCGCGCCUACGGCGAGGUCGAGUACUGGCUUUGCCUGCUGAAAGUUAUCACCAUCAUCAUCUUCAUCAUUCUCAGCAUAGCCGUCAAUGCAGGUGGCAAUACCGCACAUGAGUACAUCGGGGCACGGAACUGGAAGAUUGGCGAUGCACCUUUCGUGGGUGGUAUUGGAGGGUUUGCGUCUGUUUUCGUGACCGCAUCCUUUGCCUACGGAGGCACCGAAUCAAUCGCCAUCACCGCAGGUGAAACUCGCGAUCCCGCACGACAACUGCCACGCGUAGUGAAGAACGUCUUCUGGCGCAUCCUGCUCUUCUACAUCCUCUCGACUAUCAUGAUCGGCUUCAAUGUCGCAUACAAUACGCCGGGUCUCAAGACAAAAAGCUCCGCUACAUCCCCGUUCACUAUCGCAUUCCAGAUGGCCGGAUCUAAAGUCGCCGGAUCCUUCGUAAACGCUGUUAUCUUGACCUCUGUUGUGUCAGCUGGCAACCAUGCUUUGUUUGCCGGGAGCAGACUUCUCUUUAGCUUGGGCGUUAAUGGUCACGCGCCGAAAGUAUUCACAAAACUAACACGCUUUCAAGUUCCUUGGGUCGCCGUGCUCACCACGAGUAUCCUGUCCGGUCUCCUGUUCGGUGCAAGCUUCAUUGGGGCCGGUCAACUCUGGACGUGGCUACAAAACAUUGUCGGCGUCUCCAAUCAGCUCUCCUGGAUCAGCAUUGGCAUCGCCUCUCUCCGCUUCCGCGCUGGUCUGAAGGCUCAAAACAAGGAGCACUUGCUGCCCUUCAAGAACUGGACAUACCCAUGGGGUCCCAUCAUUGCCGUUGUCCUCAACAGCUUUCUUGUGCUUGUGCAGGGAUGGAGUUGCUUCAGUCCGGUAUUCAGCCCAGUGGACUUUGUCAGCUACUACAUCGAAUUGCCUGUGUUCGCGCUCAUGUUUGUCUUAUGGAAGGUUUUCAAGCGGACUAAGUUUGUCAAGUCACAUGAGAUGGAUCUAGUUACCGAUGUGUACACGAAGGAGGACAUCGAGCCGGAAAAGAAGGGUGUGUUGAGCUGGGGGAAGAGAGUUGGCACUUGGUUCUGCUUCUAGACAGGCCGACUGGCUCCACAUACAUCAGAUAAUCUAGCCAUGUGUC
This is a messenger RNA of Paraphaeosphaeria sporulosa, 1891 nucleotides long. RefSeq lists its product as uncharacterized. Gene Ontology annotation, molecular function: amino acid transmembrane transporter activity. Lineage: Eukaryota; Fungi; Ascomycota; Dothideomycetes; Pleosporales; Didymosphaeriaceae. Gene Ontology annotation, biological process: amino acid transmembrane transport. The transcript is spliced from 2 exons. The coding region runs from base 253 to 1845 and encodes 530 amino acids. The record is from RefSeq and is a predicted model, not a curated record. Gene Ontology annotation, cellular component: membrane.